Messenger RNA from Solea solea (common sole), 4608 nucleotides. RefSeq names its product NACHT, LRR and PYD domains-containing protein 12-like. The transcript is spliced from 14 exons. Lineage: Eukaryota; Metazoa; Chordata; Actinopteri; Pleuronectiformes; Soleidae. Gene Ontology annotation, molecular function: protein binding. The record is from RefSeq and is a predicted model, not a curated record. Bases 35 to 3757 code for a protein of 1240 amino acids.
ACCCAGCGGUCUGUCUGUGAAGAGUGACUGGUCUAUGGACAAACCUUUACACUUCAGUCAUGAACCUGGAGCCUCAGAGACAAAAGGUCAGAACCAGAGACAGAGAGCAGAGUCUCCAGGACCCAGCGGUCUGUCUGUGAAGAGUGACUGGUCUAUGGACAAACCUUUACACUUCAGUCAUGAACCUGGAGCCUCAGAGACAAAAGGUCAGAACCAGAGACAGAGAGCAGAGUCUCCAGGACCCAGCGGUCUGUCUGUGAAGAGUGACUGGUCUAUGGACAAACCUUUACACUUCAGUCAUGAACCUGGAGCCUCAGAGACAAAAGGUCAGAACCAGAGACAGAGAGCAGAGUCUCCAGGACCCAGCGGUCUGUCUGUGAAGAGUGACUGGUCUAUGGACAAACCUUUACACUUCAGUCAUGAACCUGGAGCCUCAGAGACAAAAGGUCAGAACCAGAGACAGAGAGCAGAGUCUCCAGGACCCAGCGGUCUGUCUGUGAAGAGUGACUGGUCUAUGGACAAACCUUUACACUUCAGUCAUGAACCUGGAGCCUCAGAGACAAAAGGUCAGAACCAGACACAGAGAGCAGAGUCUCCAGGACCCAGCGGUCUGUCUGUGAAGAGUGAUGAGUCUAUGGGAAUACCUUUAAACUUCAGUCAUGAACCUGGAGCCUCAGAGACAAAAGACCAGUUUGCUGUUUCUGUGGACGAGCAGACAUCCCGCUGUCCUCUGUGUCAGGACGUCCUGAAGGAUCCAGUCUCCACCAGCUGCGGUCACUGGUUCUGCAGACGCUGCAUCUCCUCAUACUGGGACCAGUCUGGUCCACCAGGAGACUCCUGCUGUCCCCAGUGUGGACAGAGACCCAGACCAGGACCAGCAGAUGUUCUUCUGCAGAAGGUUCUAGAUGAACAUAAGAUCAGUCUGAGGAGCAGAUUUGAACAUGUGACUGAAGGAACUGAAGGAACAGGAAGUAGAACCCUCCUGAACAGGAUCUUCACUGAGCUCUACAUCACAGAGGGACAGAGUGAAGAGGUCAAUACUCAACAUGAGGUGAUGCAGCUGGAGAAGACCUCCAAGAAAAAGACAGUCCAGGACACUUCCAUCAAGUGCUGCGACAUCUUUAAAGCCUUACCUGACCAGCAGGGGAGCAUCAGAGUCGUCCUGACCAACGGCAUCGCUGGUGUUGGAAAAACCUUCUCGGUGCAGAAGUUCACUCUGGACUGGGCCGAGGGUUUGGAAAACCAGGACGUGAAUCUGCUGAUUGUGCUCUCGUUCAGGGAGCUGAACCUGAUCAGAGAUCAGCAGCACAGUCUUCUCACACUGCUCCAUGUUUUCUAUCCAACAUUAGAGAAGGUCAGAGCAGAGAAGCUUGCUGUCUGUAAACCUUUGUUCAUCUUUGACGGCCUGGAUGAAAGCAGACUCUCACUGGACUUCAGCAGCAGGACGCUGGUUUCUGACGUCACACACAGGUCAUCAGUCAAUGUUCUGCUGACCAACCUCAUCCAGGGGAAUCUGCUUCCCUCGGCUCUCAUCUGGAUAACCUCUCGACCUGCAGCAGCCAAUCAGAUCCCUCCUACAUGUGUUGCCAGGAUAACAGAAGUACGAGGCUUCACUGACGACCAGAAGGACGAGUACUUCAGGAAGAGAUCCAGAAGUGAAGAUCUGUCCAGCAGAAUCAUCUCACACAUCAAGACGUCCAGGAGCCUCCACAUCAUGUGUCAAGUCCCAGUCUUCUGCUGGAUCAGUGCUACAGUUCUGGAGCACAUGUUGACCACAGAGCAGAGAGGAGAGCUACCCAAGACCCUGACAGACCUGUACUCACACUUCCUGCUGGUUCAGACCAAGAGGAAGAAGAACAAGUACGAUAAAGGACGUGAGACGAGUCCACAGGAGCUGACAGAGGCCGACAGGGACUUUCUUCUGAAGCUGGGGAGGCUGGCCUUUGAACAUCUGGAGAAAGGAGACAUCAUGUUCUACAAAGAAAACCUGGAGCGGUGUGGUUUAAGUGUGACAGAGGCCUCGGUGUACUCAGGAGUUUGUACAGAGAUCUUCAGAAGAGAGAGCGUGAUCUUCCAGAAAUCAGUCUACUGCUUUGUUCAUCUGAGCGUUCAGGAGUUUCUGGCUGCAGUCUACAUGUUCCACUGUUUCACCAACAGGGAGACGGAGGUCCUGAAGAACUUCCUGAGAAAACCUAAUUUUAUUAACGAGCUCUCCUCAUUUUUUGGAACCGUUGCUAAGAGUGACUUAUCUCUGGAUGUGUUCCUGAAAGCAGCCAUGGAGAAAUCCCUUCAAAGUGAAAAUGGUCACCUUGACCUGUUUGUUCGCUUCCUUUAUGGACUCUGUCUGGAGUCCAACCAGAGACUCUUAGGCAGUCUGCUGGGUCAGAAUCAGAACAGUCCAGAAAUCAUCCUGAGGGUCAUUAAGAACCUGAAGAAGAUGAACACAGAGAACAUCUCACCUGACAGAAGCAUCAACAUCUUCCACUGUCUGACAGAGAUGAAUGACCAAUCAGUGCAUCAGGAGAUCCAAGAGUUCAUGAAGUCAAAGAACAGAGAACAGGAACUCUCUGAGAUCCACUGCUCAGCUCUGGCCUACAUGCUGCAGAUGUCUGAGGAGGUUCUGGAUGAGUUGGACCUGAGCAAGUACAGAACAUCAGACCAGGGGAAACAGAGACUGAUUCCAGCUGUGAGGAACUGCAGGAAGGCUCAGUUAAGUGACUGCAGUUUGUCAGAGAUCAGCUGUUCUUCUCUGGUCUCAGCUCUGAAGUCCAACCCCUCACACCUGAGAGACCUGGACCUGAGUCUGAACAAGCUGCAGGAUUCAGGAGUGAAGCUGCUGUGUUCUGGACUGGAGAGUCCACGUUGUAGACUGGAGACUCUGGGGUUGAGGGACUGCAGUUUGACAGAGAUCAGCUGUUCUUCUCUGGUCUCAGCUCUGAAGUCCAACUCCUCCCACCUGAGAGACCUGAUCCUGAGUGAGAACAAGCUGCAGGAUUCAGGAGUGAAGCUGCUGUGUUCUGGACUGGAGAGUCCACAUUGUAGACUGGAGACUCUGUGGUUGAGUGGCUGCAGUUUGACAGAGAUCAGCUGUUCUUCUCUGGUCUCAGCUCUGAAGUCCAACUCCUCCCACCUGAGAAAACUGAACCUGAGCUGGAACAAGCUGCAGGAUUCAGGAGUGAAGCUGCUUUGUUCUGGACUGGAGAGUCCACAUUGUAGACUGGAGACUCUGUGGUUGAGGGGCUGCAGUUUGACAGAGAUCAGCUGUUCUCCUCUGGUCUCAGCUCUGAAGUCCAACCCCUCACACCUGAGAAAACUGUACCUGAGUGAGAACCAGCUGCAGGAUUCAGGAGUGAAGCUGCUGUGUUCUGGACUGGAGAGUCCACAUUGUAGACUGGAGACUCUGGGGUUGAGGGGCUGCAGUUUGACAGAGAUCAGCUGUUCUUCUCUGGUCUCAGCUCUGAAGUCCAACCCCUCACACCUGAGAGACCUGAACCUGAGUCAGAACCAGCUGCAGGAUUCAGGAGUGAAGCUGCUGUGUUCUGGACUGGAGAGUCCACAUUGUAGACUGGAGACUCUGAGGUUGAAGGGCUGCAGUUUGACAGAGAUCAGCUGUUCUUCUCUGGUCUCAGCUCUGAAGUCCAACCCCUCACACCUGAGAGACCUGGACCUGAGUCAGAACCAGCUGCAGGAUUCAGCAGUGAAGCCUCUGUGUGAUCUUCAGAAGAGUCCAGACUACAGACUGGAGACUCUGGAGUGAGUAGAGUGUUGUUCUAAUCACAGUCAGACAAACAUCAGUGUUUCCUCAGUGAAGCUGUGACAGCACAAUAGUGACAGACUUCAUGAUUGGACACAAAGACACAGAGAGACAACAGACGAGCCACGAGCUGCUGCUACUCACAGACUAGAGCUGAGCGCCUCACAUGAUGAGCGUCCAUCAGCUGUUUGUAGUUUGACUUCAUCACAGAUUAUAGAUCCACUGUAUCAUACACUGUAAAAACAGCAGCACAUCUUGUUUGGUUAGAAAACGUCAAAGUAGCCACUUUCAGACUGGAACGUCAUUUUCCUUCAAACUCUGACAAAAGCAUGAAGAAAUGAGCAAAAUAUCAAGAAAUGAUCUUUAUCACAAGCAAAGAAAUGAAAGUGAGUCUUCUCUGACUUUAAGAAUUGACACCUUGGCAAGGGAGAACCCAAAAGCACGACAACGAGGCAGGAAAACGCAGAUUACUAAGUCCAAAAGCAGGAAAUCAGUCACAAACAGGCAAACACAUCAGAACAAGAAGACUAACUAGAAAUGCUGGAGCAAAAAACCAACACAAGACCAUCUGAAAAUGGGCUGCUAUAUAAUCACUGAGGGACUAAUGAGCCAAUGGAAAACCAGGUGAGGGAAAUGAGUUGAUUGCAUGGAAGAAAGAUGACAGGAGAACUAGUGACAAGACAUGGAAACAAAUGAAAAAGACAUGAAACAAACUAAGAGUUAGUGUAAGUACGUAAGUACAGAGAGAGUGAAUUUGACCUUUGUGUUUUAAACACAGCAGUAGUGAAGCAGGAGCAGCAGGGAUUUCAUUCAAACUGUUGUUUGUUACUGUUUAUUAAAGCUUACAUGAAGUU